Penicillium salamii is the source of this 2058-nucleotide messenger RNA. The record is from the annotation of a GenBank genome assembly. NCBI's taxonomy places the organism in Eukaryota, Fungi, Ascomycota, Eurotiomycetes, Eurotiales, Aspergillaceae.
AUGCUGAAUGCGAUGCUGCGCCGCCGGGCAACCGGCUCCGCGCUUCGGUCAAUGGAAUCAUUACCAGCUCGAGCCCAUGCCUCAAAGGUGUCAAUGACCUGUCGACCAUCUUCCGCACGUUCCUUACAUACACCCCGACGACCUAUUCUCCAAUGGCGCACCUUGGCACCGACAUCCACGCCGAUCCGGUCUAAAUCCGACAAGUCCGAGAUCGCAGCCAAAGUCCAACCUCUCCGACGAUCCGCUAUUGCAGGCGCGCUGGGCAAAUUGUUCACAUACUGUGGUAUUUUUAUCGUUUCUAGCGGUGCUAUCGUGGUGGCCUUCUUUAUCUAUGAUGCUAGUACCUACCACGAAAGUACGACGGCUGCCGAUAUUCCCGUUUCGGAAUUGGCUCUGAACCCACGCCGCGGAGGCCCGAAGAACCUGCCUAUCGCCGACGUGCUGGUGGGCGACUAUGACUCUGAGUCUAUGCUGGAGCAGAAGGAUAAGCCCCGGCUGGUUAUUCUGGGCACCGGCUGGGGUAGCAUUGCGCUACUCAAGAACUUGAAUCCCGGUGAUUACCAUGUUACCGUCGUUUCGCCUACCAACUACUUCUUGUUUACUCCCAUGCUGCCCUCUGCUACUGUGGGCACGCUGGGUCUUCGGUCUCUUGUUGAACCUGUGCGGAGGAUUAUCGAGCGCGUCAAUGGUCAUUUCCUCAAGGCUUCCGCGACCGACGUUGACUUCUCUGCGAAAUUGGUCGAGGUAUCACAGGUUGAUAAUGAUGGUGUCAGGAAGAAUUUCUAUUUACCAUAUGACAAGCUUGUCGUUGGCGUUGGCUGCAUCACAAACCCUCAUGGAGUCAAGGGUCUUGAGCACUGUGACUUCCUGAAAACCAUUGACGAUGCUCGUCGGAUUAAAAACAAGGUGCUGGAGAAUAUGGAGCUGGCCUGUCUCCCCACUACUAGCGACGAGGAGCGCAGACGUCUGCUAUCAUUCGUGAUUUGUGGCGGUGGUCCUACUGGUGUUGAAUUCGCUGCUGAGCUGUAUGAUCUUCUGAAUGAAGAUCUGCUCCGUUCUUUCCCUCGCAUUGUUCGAAAUGAGAUUUCUGUUCACAUCAUUCAGAGCAGAAGCCACAUCUUGAACACUUACGACGAGGCUCUUUCCAAGUACGCUGAGGGUCGUUUCACACGCGACGGCGUUGAGGUAUUGACCAAUGCCCGUGUCAAGGAAGUCCGCGGCGAUCGAGUCCUUUUCUCCCAGGUGGAAGAUGGAAAGACUGUUACUAAGGAGAUCCCAACCGCUUUCUGUCUGUGGUCAACUGGAGUCGCUCGCGCCGAGAUCUCCGAAACCCUCUCUGACAAAUUGGAGGGACAAAACAACAAGCAUGCCCUCGAAACAGACUCUCAUCUCCGCAUGAUUGGCGCUCCCCUCGGCGACGUCUACGCCAUCGGUGACUGCUCAACGGUUCAGAACAACAUUGCAGACAACAUCAUCCGUUUCCUCCGCACGAUCGCCUGGGAAAAGGGCCGCGAUCCAGAGAAGGUGCACCUCACCUUCCCAGAAUGGACAGAGUUCGCCGGCCGCGUAAAGCGACGCUUCCCGCAAGCCUCGAACCAUCUCCGCCGCCUGGAUCUGCUUUUCGAACAGUAUGACAAGGACCACUCCGGCACUCUUGACUACGGCGAACUUUCUGAACUCCUAAACCAAAUCGAUACCAAGCUCACUUCCCUGCCUGCCACCGCUCAGCGUGCUAACCAGCAGGGUGUCUACCUCGGCCGCAAGCUCACCAAGAUCGCGGCUGCUCUCCCUGGACUCAAAGCUAACGAGAUCGACUAUGGUGACCUUGACGAGGCCGUUUACAAGGCCUUCAAGUACAGACACCUUGGAAGCUUGGCAUACAUCAGUAACGCCGCCAUCUUUGACUUCGGCGGUAUGAGCUUCAGCGGUGGUGUCAUUGCCAUGUAUCUCUGGCGCAGUAUCUACUUCGCCGAGAGUGUGAGCUUCCGCACCCGCUGUAUGCUGGCUAUGGAUUGGGCUAAGAGAGCACUCUUUGGAAGAGAUCUCAUGAGCUUCUAA